This is a messenger RNA of Babesia ovata, 2796 nucleotides long. Its product is annotated as DNA gyrase subunit B. The record is from RefSeq and is a predicted model, not a curated record. Gene Ontology annotation, biological process: DNA topological change. Gene Ontology annotation, molecular function: DNA topoisomerase type II (double strand cut, ATP-hydrolyzing) activity; ATP binding; DNA binding. The transcript has a single exon. The coding region runs from base 1 to 2796 and encodes 931 amino acids. NCBI's taxonomy places the organism in Eukaryota, Apicomplexa, Aconoidasida, Piroplasmida, Babesiidae.
AUGGUACCACAUACUUUCAGAUUUCACUCGGCAUUGAGCGGAUCAAUUUCAAAUGCAGAAAGAAGAUUAUCGCAUAUAAACUCUCGAAGGCCUCUUGUUGGACAGAGGACCACACCGUCAGCGGCAUUCGUUUGGGCAAUUUCAAAUGACGUGCCCAUAGUAUCAUCUGCGAAACCUAUUUCUAAAGUUACUAAUCGCAUUGCAAGCAACGAUUUCAAACAGACCGUAUAUCGCAAGGUGGAAUUGUGCGCCGAAAACGAUGACGAUAUCGCGGAUGAAGAUGAAAAAAUUGAUCUCACUUUUGACAAGGAUUGUGACCCUGUUGCUGAUGAAUGUAAUGUUGGUGUCGACGACGAGAUUAACGAUAGCCUGGCGACAGUUGCCGACGGUGACGGCAGUGAUGACCAGAACGCAAGCAGCCCCGAUGUGCCUGCAGCGCGGGAUGUCCAAUACAGCACCAGUGAUAUAGUGGUGCUUCAAGGACUAGAUGCAGUGAGAAAGCGCCCUGGUAUGUACAUAGGUAAUACAGGGGAGAGCGGGGUGCAUCAGCUGCUGUUCGAGAUCCUAGACAACUCCGUCGACGAGUACCUGGCGGGGGCCUGUAACCGAAUCACAGUGACCCUGCGUGCAGACGGGUCGGCAGAAGUGAUGGACAAUGGAAGAGGCAUUCCGUGCGAGAUAUCGGAGACUACCGGUCGUUCAGGUCUGGAGACGGUGUUAACAGUGCUGCAUUCCGGUGGCAAGUUUAAUGAUGCGGAGGUGCAAGCACAGGAUCAACAGGACGAAUUCUACGACACCUCAGUCUCACGAAAGUUCCGAUCGCAACACGUUCGCGGGUUACGCAAAAAGCUGAAGGAUGCGAGUAAUGCACCUUACGAAUACUCAUCGGGACUGCACGGAGUUGGGUUGUCCGUAGUGAACGCCCUGAGCAAAUGGCUGCACGCGGAGGUUUACAAGGGUACACGUGUUUACUCCAUGGAACUUUCGAGGGGGCAAGUGGUUAGUCCACUGUCGAUGUCCCGGGGCCCAAAGCGCGCUGGUACUAGAAUUGCAUUCCUACCGGACUACGAAGACGUGUUCCGGAUUCACCACGAGCACACUUCCGAUGGUGAUUGUAAGGGCUGUGUGGAGGCCUUUCAAUUCGACACCAUUCGUACACGAGUGGAAGAACUGUCGUACGUUAAUCCGAUGUUGACACUGCGGCUUGUGGACGAACGCAAACUAAACGAGGAUGGCACUUUCUGGGAAGAAACGUUCAUGCACAAGGGCGGUACACGCGAGUUUCUGCAGGAUAUUAUCAAGGACCGUACGCCAUUGUACAAGGCCGCUAACAUCAUCAACAUUCGCGGGAAGUCAAACGGGGUCGAGGUGGAGACCUCGCUGAGCUGGUCCGCAGAUCCAAGCGCAGCUCAGUUGCGGGGAUUUGCCAAUAAUGUGAGCACAAUCGCCGGUACGCAUAUCGAUGGAUUCAAGGCUGCAAUAACUAAAGCCGUGAACCAUUGCUGUCGUCGCUCCGGAUAUUUCAAGGCUAAAGCACCACCCCUCAGCGGCGAAUUUAUUCGUGAAGGGAUGACUGCCAUAGUAUCGGUGAAGUUGAAGGCAGCAGAAUUUGACGGCCAGACCAAGUCAAAGCUCGGCAACCAGGUGGCUCGCACGGCGGUUGAGAGGAUCGUAUCAUACCAGAUGAUCGAGAUUUUGGAGAAGCACCCUCAGCUGCUGCUCGCCAUUUACAACAAGUCCCUGGCGUCUAAAAAGGCCUUCGAAGCAGCCAAGCAUGCUAAGGAACUUGUUCAGCAGAAAAACGCGAACUUCCUCACAACCGGACUUCCAACAAAGCUAUCCGAUUGUACCUCCAACGAUAUGGACGCUACCGAGAUAUUCAUCGUCGAGGGUGAGAGCGCUGCAGGUAACGCGAAGCAGGCAAGAAAUCGGCGCUUUCAGGCAGUGCUGCCGUUGAAAGGCAAAAUUCUAAACAUAGAGAAGAUCAACAGCGACCUUAAGGUGAUGGAAAACGAGGAGAUCAAGCUACUGAUCUCUUCGUUGGGCAUUGCCGUCAACCCACGUACAUGGCGUCAGGAUACCUUGAGCCAUGUGGAAACGAUGGUGCCUACUGGGACGCAGGAGAUUGUCCUCGGAGAAACUGAGGACGGUGACAAGAUUCUAUCGCCGCUGCCCCCCCUUCCGCUGCGGUACGGCAAAAUCAUACUGCUGACCGACGCCGAUGUGGACGGCGCUCACCUGCGAAUUCUUUUGCUAGGGUUAUUGUUCCGCAUAUGUCCCCAGCUCUACGAGCACGGUCGUGUAUACGUAGCAUGCCCUCCACUAUACCGCAUUACUAACAUGCGACGCAGCAGUGGCAACAAGGGUGACGGGCAGAGCCGUUCGGCCUACACGUACGCGUGGAGCGAGGCUGAGCUACCCGACGCACUGCAACGUGAAAUGUGUUCGCGCCAAGCGGGCAAGAUGGGUGACCAAAGUGGCAAAAUGCUUGAUUUUCCCGGCGAAAGAUCAGACGAACCCACUGAUGACAGGGUGGGAGAUAGGCCAACUCACAAGUUGAGCGAUGCUCGUGGCCUCUCUGUACAGCGUUUCAAGGGUCUCGGAGAAAUGAUGGCACAACAACUCUGGGAUACGACUAUGGAUCCUGAUAAGCGCAUUCUGAGACGGAUCUCCGUGCAGGACGGCCUGCGCGCCUCACAGAUGUUGGAGCUGCUCAUGGGUAGCGACGUCCAGCAGCGUAAAGAGUUCAUAUUCGCAAACUCUGACACGUUCCAGCUGCAUGACCUCGACCGUUAG